CAACUGGUUAGAAAAGUUGUCAAUCCCGUCCACAUUUCCGCUACGUGCACCCCCUCCACCUCCAAUCCCUCCCAUUUCCAACCACUUGCUUUUCCAGCUGCUUUGAGGUCAGUCAGAAUCCGUGAAACUGUCCGGCGAUCAGUCACACGGACGCGAGGAAAGGGUGCUGAAAAUCACGCUAGCCCUGUGUAACAUGUCAUUAUGCUGCUCUGUCUGUCCAGAUCCGUCGGCGGGUGACUAAAAGACAGCUUGAAGGGCUGGAUUGCCUCUUGCUGAAACAAGCUGUGGACAUUUGCCCAAGGAAAGGGUUACUUGUUUGGGAGGAAACUCUUCCAGUGCGCGCUCUGUUUUGAUCGCAUUGACGGCGGAAUUACAGUCGGAAUCGCUCGGAACUCGGACGAUGAACAUUUGCGGCGUUUGGCUUUUGGGAUUUUCAGCCUGAGCAACUUGAAAAAUCUCUGGGAUGCACUUGCCUCUGUAGGACGACCUGGAAAUUGAAAAAGCCCCAACAUAAGCCCGUUUACAAACAUUCUCACAGCUGAACUAUUGAUAUUUCUAUUCACUAGUGAAAAUGUCGAAUCCUCUGAAGUUUAAAAAGGAAAAAGAGAUCAUUACAGAUUACGAGACUCAAGUCAAAGAGAUUCGAGCCCAACUGGUGGAACAGCAGAAAUGUCUGGAGCAGCAGACAGACAUGAGGGUCCAGCUCCUUCAGGACCUCCAGGACUUCUUCCGCAAGAAGUCAGAGAUCGAGAUGGAGUACUCACGGAACCUGGAGAAGCUUGCCGAGCGCUUCAUGGCCAAGACCAGGAGCACCAAGGACCACCAGCAAUAUAAGAAAGACCAGAAUCUCUUGUCUCCGGUGAACUGCUGGUACCUGUUGCUGAACCAGGUUCGACGGGAGAGCAAAGAUCAUGCGACAUUGAGCGACAUUUAUCUGAACAACGUCAUCAUGCGCUUUAUGCAGAUUAGUGAAGACUCCACACGUCUUAUGAAAAAGAGUAAAGAAAUCACAUUUCAGCUGCAAGAGGAUUUGAUGAAAGUCCUCAAUGAGCUCUACACGGUGAUGAAAACCUACCAUAUGUAUCACACGGAGAGCAUCAGUGCCGAGAGUAAACUGAAAGAGGCAGAGAAGCAGGAGGAAAAGCAGAUCGGACGUGUUGGAGAUCCCGUCUUUCACAUUCGACUAGAGGACAGACACCAGAGACGGAGCUCUGUGAAGAAGAUUGAGAAGAUGAAGGAGAAGAGGCAAGCCAAGUAUUCGGAGAACAAGCUGAAGUCGAUCAAAGCUCGGAACGAAUACCUGCUGACGCUCGAAGCCACUAAUGCUUCAAUCUUCAAGUAUUACAUUCACGACUUGUCUGAUUUAAUAGACUGUUGUGAUCUGGGAUAUCAUGCCUCUCUGAACCGAGCUUUGCGGACCUACCUCUCGGCUGAAUAUAACCUGGAGACGUCUCGUCACGAGGGCCUGGACAUCAUUGAGAACGCAGUGGACAGUCUGGAUCCCCGUAGUGACCGCCAGCGUUUCAUGGAAAUGUACCCUACCGCGUUCUGCCCACCCGUCAAAUUUGAGUUCCAGCCACAUAUGGGAGAUGAGGUGUGUCAGAUCACGGCCCAGCCUCCCGUGCAGGCAGAACUCCUCCUGAGGUUCCAGCAACUGCAGUCCCGCCUGGCCACCCUAAAGAUCGAGAAUGAAGAGAUCAAGAAGACCUCAGAGGCCACUCUCACUACCAUCCAGGACAUGGUGACCAUCGAGGACUAUGAUGUGUCGGAAUGUUUCCAUCACAGCCGCUCCACUGAAUCGGUCAAGUCCACUGUGUCGGAAACCUACCUCAGCAAGCCGAGCAUCGCCAAGAGACGCGCCAACCAACAGGAGACCGAGCAGUUCUAUUUUAUGAAGUUCCGUGAAUAUCUAGAGGGCAGCAAUCUCAUCACUAAGCUCCAGGCAAAGCAUGAUCUACUGAAGAGGACUCUUGGUGAUGGUUACCGGCCUGAAUAUGCGACUACAAGGCCUCCCAGUCUUCCUCCUAAACCGUUUGGCACACAGAGGCCCAGGCCACGCUCUGUAUUUAACGUUAAGCUGUUUAAUGGCAAUUUGGAGUCAUUUGUUAAGGACUCUGGACAAGCAAUACCUCGAGUUGUUGAGAGCUGUAUUCGAUUCAUCAACCUAUAUGGCCUCCAACAUCAAGGAAUAUUCAGAGUGUCUGGAUCUCAAGUUGAAGUCAAUGAUAUCAAGAACUCAUUUGAGAGAGGUAACGAUCCUCUGACAGACGAAGAGAAUAACCACGAUAUAAACUCUGUUGCGGGUGUUUUGAAACUCUACUUUCGAGGUUUGGAGAACCCUCUGUUUCCAAAGGAAAGAUUCAGUGAUCUCAUCUCCUGUAUCAGAAUAGACAAUCUGUAUGAGAGAGCGCUGUAUAUUCGAAAGAUCCUUCUGACUGUACCCAGAUCAGUGCUCGUGGUCAUGCGAUAUCUGUUUGCCUUCCUCAACCACUUGUCCCAGUACAGUGAUGAAAACAUGAUGGACCCCUAUAAUCUGGCCAUCUGCUUUGGCCCCACCCUCAUGCCCACUCCAGAAACUCAGGACCAGGUCUCCUGCCAGGCUCAUGUCAAUGAGGUCAUCAAAACCAUCAUCAUCCACCACGAGACCAUCUUUCCUGAUUCAAAGGAGCUUGACGGCCCCCUUUAUGAGAAGUGUAUGGCUGGCGGAGAUUAUUGUGAGAGUCCAUACAGUGAACAUGGAGCUCUUGAGGAGGUUGAUCAAGAUGGAGGAAUGGAGACCCACACCAGUGAGGAUGAAGGGGAGCCCAUUGAAGCCAUCGCAAAAUUUGAUUAUGUGGGGCGCUCUGCGCGGGAGCUGUCCUUUAAGAAGGGUGCGUCUCUGCUGCUGUACCAGAGAGCGUCAGAUGACUGGUGGGAAGGCAGACACAAUGGCAUAGAUGGUCUAGUGCCUCACCAGUACAUUGUUGUGCAGGAUAUGGAUGACACAUUCUCUGACACACUCAGUCAGAAAGCAGACAGCGAGGCCAGCAGUGGACACGGAGGAGAGGAGAAAUGCUCCAGUAGAGACAUUGGAUCUCCAACGGACAGCAGACUACCUGAUGCCUACAUCAGCAGCAGGCACAGGAAGAGAAGUGACCCUCCGACCCGUAGGCCCCCAGCUCGCCCCACUGACGCCCACUGCAUGGUCCACCCCUCUCAGGGCCACCACGGUAACCAUAGCAGCCACGGUAGUCACGGCACUCCAGAUUUGGGAUCCCCGGUGAUGGGCCACUACAGUCCACGAGAUCUGCUGAGAGGAAGAGGACACAUGCCCAUGGACAGCCCCGAGAGACGCAGACGGACUGGCCACGGCAGCCUGACCAACAUCAAUCGGCAUGAGUCCUUGAAAAAGAUGGAGAGCCCUCCCAUCCGCAGGUCCACGUCUUCAGGCCAGUACACGAGCUUCUCCGAGCCUCACGGCAAGAGCUUGGAUCCAGAGAGCAUCGCACAGGACAUAGAGGAGACGAUGAACACUGCUCUGAAUGAGCUGAAGGAGUUGGAGCGGCAGAGUUCUGCUAAACACGCUCCUGACGUGGUGCUGGACACCCUGGAGCAGAUGAAGAACGCUCCCACACCGGCCAGCUCCACCGAGUCCCUCAGUCAACUCCACGGCCUCCUGUUGCGGCCCGCCGCCACGGAGCCUCCCAUGCGCCGUAGCACCAGCUCCUCUAGCGAUACCAUGAGCACCUUCAAACCCGCUGUGGCCCCGCGCAUGGGAGUGCAGCUCAAGCCCCCCGCCCUGCGCCCCAAACCCAUGGUGGCGAUACCCAAGACGGGAGCGGCACAGCAUCCGGCGCCCCCUCCACAGGAUCCACUGGACAAAUCCUGCACCAUGUGAUUAACUGUGGGAGAUACAUUCAGAGCGACAGAGAGGAUUCAAUGUAAGAUUAGGACCACCGCAGCUAGUGGAUUUUAAUGCCAUUGAACAUUUUAAUUCGCUUUAAAGAGUGAACUAAAGCAAAUAUAGCUAACUAAAGAUACUAGAAAUGGUCAGCAUUAAUGAGGCGGUAGUUUUUAACAGUGUGUGUAUAGAAUGCCAACACUAUUGUAGGGUUUAUUAAUAAACUAGAAUAACAUCGGUGACUAAGCAUGGUUCAGAAGAGUAGUUAGUUAAACAGGUGUUUACUAAACGGACACUCUUAAAUAUAUUUAAAAGACACCUGCAACUAACAGAAAGCUGUUUAUGUGUAUCCAAAAACUUGUCCGACACCUUAUUUUUUCUGCAAUACUCUGUGUGAAUAGAUUAAGGAGUUCUGAAAAUGAUAUUAAGGAAAGCAACAAAUCACUACAGCUUCCUAUGUUGUUAGGGCGACUUUUUAUAUAUCAGUAGUUUACAUCCACUAGAAAAAUUAAAUGUGAAUACUACAGAAACUAAGCAGGGUCUUUGGUUUCUCUGUUUACAGCAUAAGGAUUGUGGGAAAUGUCUUUACAUCUCAGAGUGUUUUCUAGUCAGGACUCUUUGAAGUGAUGAUGUGUGGAAUGUUGAUGUUGGAAACGCACUGCCAUAUAAGGGCAUGUGAUGUCACAUCUUUUGCCCAUCCCGAUUGGCUGUUGAUGUUGAGCGAUUCCAAGUUGAAUCAGUAAGGCUUUGCUUUGAAUAUUAUAUUUUUGAUAGUAAUAUUUGAAUAUAUGGCCAGGGAGUUUGCGUAAACCACAUCCGCUUACGUUGGAGUAACAUUUUUCUUGUUUUUUUUUGUUGUUUUUUUUAAGUACUUCACUCAUUUUCUUAUUUAGAAUGAAAGAAAUAUACAUCGUGUAUAUAAAUGUACAUCCACUAAACCUUUUUUUUUGUGUGUGUGUGUGUGUGUCUUUUACGUACAUUACUUCCUCCCAGGUCAAUUUGGAACAACAGCUCAAUAUAAACAAUAUUUUUUUAGUAUCUAUCUGCUUAAUUAGAGGUAAUCUGUGAAUAGUAAAGUCUAGCUGCCAAAAAAAAGUAAAGUUCUUCAAGUGCUGCUUAGAGUUUGAUGCGGAUAGGCUACGAGAAUCAUUUCUUUGUCUGCUUAGCUGUCUAAAACGCUCGGCUGGGUUCUAUCCUAUAAGCAUGAACGAUAAUCCUUUUAGUUGUCAUAUGCAAGUACUUUUCUAGAAACUUUUGAGGCAAUAUUUCUUGUUGUUUCACAAAACAAGGGAAUGAUGCCAAUAGCCAUGGACUCAGAGACUGUUACUGCAGUACUUUCGUGGGAUAGUGCUGUUUCUUUUGUGUGCUAGAGGUCCAUUAACCCUUAGUAAUAAUGUCACAUACAGCACCACACCCAAAUGAAGUCAGUCACAUGACAUACCCAAAGACAAAUAAAUAUGUAUAGCAUCAGUCACUCCAGUGUAUUUGCACUCCAAAAUGAAAAAUCUGGGAUUUCGUAUUCAGUAUAUCAAUCUGAUGUUCUCAAUCUGUGCAUCAACAUUCACAUUAUUAUGACAGUUUGACAGUAGUUUAGUGUGUGUACUUGUACUGUAUUCACUGAUAAUUAUACAAGAGUUUACUCAUAUUUAGGUAGAAUAUGCUAUGAAAUGUGUUUGGAUGAUGUUAAGAAAUUGCCCAUCGCUGAACUAAGGGGACAAACUUUAAGAAAAAUAUAAGCAAUGCCUGUUUUCAAACAUGUAAUUAUAAGAAACAUACUAAAGCCUUUUGAUUACCAAUUUAUAUUGAGUGAUAUUACAAGUGAUAACAAAGUGUUUUUUAUUUUCUUUUAUUUUUUAAGAGUGUACAUUACGUUGAUAUUUGAGAUCUUAUGUCUCUCAGCUAAGCCUUGAGAAAUGUUCUCCCUGCAAAACUACACACAAAGUAGCAAAAUCUCUGUAUGUACUUAAUUGCUGUUUUAUCAGUGUGUCCAUGUACAUUUCUGUACUAUGUACUUGUGAAAGUGCCUUUAAAAACUGUUUUAGAGGAACUUCAUACAAAUGUCCUCUGUGCCGUGGCAUUCUUAUUUCAGAUUCAGUAUACCGAGUUGCUAGGGAUUACAGUAAAUAAAUUAUUACUAACGUUGUUCUGUUUAUUAAGUUGUAAGAAUGAUCAAAUAGUAAACAUACUGCUUAGCCAUUGUGACAUUGCACUUUUAUGUAAGACUGUAUAUUUGGCAUGUAACAUCCUAACAAGUUGUAGAGCUUUUGAAGGACCGCUCAGUCUUUCUAAUAAAGAAUAUAGUUUGGUCAGUUCACUGAGGUGUUGGCUUGUAUCUCCUCUUCCUCCUCAGACUGUGUUUUCUUAAAGUAUAAGUUUGUAUGUGAUGACACAUUAAUAAAUGCACAUGGUGAAGUCUUCACAA
Molecule: messenger RNA, 6302 nt
Organism: Megalobrama amblycephala (Wuchang bream)
Lineage: Eukaryota; Metazoa; Chordata; Actinopteri; Cypriniformes; Xenocyprididae
Gene: srgap1a
Product: SLIT-ROBO Rho GTPase activating protein 1a
Biological process (GO): negative regulation of cell migration; signal transduction
Cellular component (GO): cytoplasm
Molecular function (GO): protein binding; GTPase activator activity
Source: RefSeq, a predicted model, not a curated record